Molecule: messenger RNA, 1773 nt
Organism: Photinus pyralis (common eastern firefly)
Lineage: Eukaryota; Metazoa; Arthropoda; Insecta; Coleoptera; Lampyridae
Product: nephrin-like
Exons: 7
Coding region: 1-1629 (542 amino acids)
Molecular function (GO): protein binding
Source: RefSeq, a predicted model, not a curated record
AUGGCUCGGCAGCAUUGGUGUCAUUUACCUGGACAUAUUGCGAAGGAUUGUGAUAAGAAAGUCCCUGUAAAUUCGCAAAAGACAAAGCCUGAAGAGGAUGAUUUCGUGUGCACAGUAGAAGGUGUUCUUGACGAUGUUUGGUUAGCUGACUCCGGUGCGUCGGCGCACAUGACAAAGCGCAAAGAAUAUUUUGUUGAGACAGUUAAAGUUACGUUGAAACCCCCACACCGGGCAGUAAUCCAGAGCGACCAUGUUACGGGGAGUCGGGACUACGACGAUCCGGUGCCGCCAACAUAUAUUCUGACAUCAGCUGCAGAGUCUGAACAAGGCGGCAUUUUUGUAAACAAGGACUUGUUAUUGCUUGUGGGCGAUAACGUCGUUCAAAAACCUACCUCUGAAACAGUAUUGCGAGUGUGGUGGUUACAAGAUGGGAAUAGAUUGCUCAGCAACAGUACAGCAGGAGUUAUAGUUAGCAACCAAACCCUCGUACUACAGGGAGUUACUCGUGCCAGCAGUGGACGUUACUUUUGCGAGGCUGGGAAUUCGGAGGGAACGACAAGAAGUGCCCCAUUUCAGCUUCGUGUCAAGUUUGAACCUGUAUGCGGGGAGGGAGGAGGGCGUAAAGUUCUCGGCGCUGCUAAAGGCGAACCUUUGAGAAUAGAAUGUAAGGUGGAUGCCGAGCCUGCGGCCUCACUGUUCCGCUGGAUUUUCAACAGCACGCCUGGGGUUUCCAGAGAACUGAGCGAAUUUACGGCGGAACCUGGAAGUAGCAUUUUGACCUACACCCCUUCGAUAGCAGCACACUACGGCACUUUGCAAUGUUGGGGAAGAAACGAAUUAGGGUCGCAGCAAACGCCGUGCGUUUACCACAUUGUUCCCGCCGGCCGGCCGGAUCCGCCGAACGGAUGUGCCGUUAGUAACACUACCCAUCAUUCGGUAACGGUAAACUGUAAAAAAGGAUUUGACGGUGGUUUAAGACAAAAGUUUGUGUUAUUAGUUUCGGUCGCGGAAAAUUUAACUGCGAACUUAUCAUCGAGUGUACCUGAAUUUCAAAUUUCUAAUUUAGACGCAACGACCGAAUAUAUUGCCACGGCGUAUUCGGUAAACGCCAAAGGGUGGUCGAAAGCGUCAAACUCAAUUUUAAUUAAAACUUUGCCGUCUCCAGGAUUAAAAGAAUUAAGAAGAUCUACGGGCCCAUCGAACGAAGAGAAAGCGGAGGGGCCAUGGUUGUACAUAUUAUUAGCCGCCGGGUCAACUUUAAUUGUUGCAGGCGCAAUAGGUGUAAUUAUCUUUGCCGUUAAACGUAUUAAAAUUGAAAGUCCCGUUCGCGAGAGACGUUCCAGAAGUCCGAAGAGAGAUGAGCUCCCUUUAAAUCCUCAAGUUUCGGCCUAUACCGACACUGUUAACGAUGAUAAAAAUCCAGAUCUUAUCCCUCCACCGGAUUACGAAAGUCUUCAUUCAGAUCCAACGACCGCAGCUCCUUACACGAUAACCGCCAGGCCAUCGACGAAAAGGAACUGCGCAACUCAAAUGCCUGUGAAACCCUACCACGUUACGUGGGCGCCAAUGUUGCAGUCCCGCAACUGCUCUACUCAAACACCUCCUCCGCAUAAGGAGAGUUCUGUCUAACCCCACCAGCAGUCUCGGUAUCGGGACCAAUUCCACCUGUGAUAUUUGUGAAUAUCUCGUAUUUUUAAGCAACAAUUAUCAAACACUGUUAUGCUGUUAAUUAUUUACAGAUUGAUUGUAAAUAAAAUACCAGUAUAUGUAUUA